Messenger RNA from Heterobasidion irregulare TC 32-1, 255 nucleotides. RefSeq lists its product as uncharacterized. The record is from RefSeq and is a predicted model, not a curated record. Lineage: Eukaryota; Fungi; Basidiomycota; Agaricomycetes; Russulales; Bondarzewiaceae. Bases 1 to 255 code for a protein of 84 amino acids. The transcript is spliced from 2 exons.
AUGUCCUCGGUGCACUAUGCAUUCAUGGGGGAGCGACUUCUCAACAAGUGCACCUAUGCAAAUUCCUCUUUGUAUCCCUUUCGGCCCACUCCGAAUCGACUCAUUGUGCAGGUCUUUGCUGUAUAUGUAAAGCAGCGCAACGCUGCGGCCCUCUCCGCUCAGCGACAUCUAGCGGUACUCCAAAACAUACCGUUCAUAUAUCAUAGGCACGCUUCGGACGCCUGCCUUGCAAUAUGCAGACCCGUUCACCCUUAG